Messenger RNA from Theileria annulata, 1683 nucleotides. Its product is annotated as glucose-6-phosphate isomerase, putative. The transcript is spliced from 8 exons. NCBI's taxonomy places the organism in Eukaryota, Apicomplexa, Aconoidasida, Piroplasmida, Theileriidae. Bases 1 to 1683 code for a protein of 560 amino acids. Gene Ontology annotation, molecular function: carbohydrate derivative binding; glucose-6-phosphate isomerase activity; monosaccharide binding. Gene Ontology annotation, cellular component: cytosol. The record is from RefSeq and is a predicted model, not a curated record. Gene Ontology annotation, biological process: gluconeogenesis; glucose 6-phosphate metabolic process; glycolytic process.
AUGGAUCCCCCAAAAUUGGAAGAUUGUAAAUCAUAUAAUCAAUUAGUGUCAUUAAAACCCUCAUUGCUAAACCUAAACUUGACAAACCUGCUGUCGGAUCACGAACGCUGCGAUAAACUCAUAAAAGAAUGGAAAGGUGUUACACUAGAUUUAUCCAGAGAAUUGUUGACAGAAGAGUCCCUGAAAUUGUUAAUCUCACUAUCAAAAGAACUUAAAAUAAAGGAAAAGUGCGCCGGUUUAUUCAAUGGAGAGAUAUUAAACACCUCAGAAAAAAGACCAGUACUCCAUACGUAUCUAAGAGCACUAAGAAGUGAAAAUCUGGAAGUUUCGGGCCAGAAUGUGACGAAAGAUGUGCACGAAGUUCUGGACCAUAUAAAAGAAUUCUCACAAAAAGUCAGAUCAGGAGAAAUAGUAGCAUCAGACGGAAAGCCAUUUGAUACAGUUCUAUGCAUAGGAAUAGGAGGAUCAUAUCUAGGAACACUAUUCACAAGCGAGGCGUUCAUGUCGUAUGGACCAGCCAGAGAAGCAAGCAAAAAUUUCAAAAUAAGAUUCUUAUCCAACGUUGACCCGUCAUCAUUAAGAUCAAUAACAAGUGAAUUGGACCCGAACAGAUCACUGGUGGUAAUAACAAGUAAAACAUUCACAACCAUGGAAACAAUUAAAAAUUCAUACUCAAUCAGACAAUGGCUACUAGAUCAUAUUGCAAAUAAAGAUCUAUUGAGUAAACACCUGUACGCAAUCACAACGAAUGUGGAACUGGCAUGUAAAUUCGGUAUUGAACCAAAUAACAUAUUCCCAUUUUGGAACUGGGUGGGUGGACGAUUUAGCGUGUGCAGCUCAGUCGGUUUGUUACCCUUGAGUAUCACAUUCGGUUACGAAAUUGUCGAUAUGUUCCUAUCAGGGUGCAGAGAUAUGGAUAUGCACUUCAAAAAUGAACCCGAGGAAAAUAAUUUACCCUUCCUCAUGGGACUGACGAGCUUUUACAACUCAACAGUCCUAGGGUUCAAUACAGUAGCACUGCUGCCGUAUAGCCAGGACCUAUCUAAAUUUCCACAGUACGCACAGCAGCUGCUAAUGGAGAGUAAUGGCAAAUCCGUAUCUAAAACAGGAGAAGUUCUAAAGUACGAAUGCUCGGAAAUUUACUUCGGAGAGCCGGGAACAAACGGACAACACAGCUUUUACCAAUUAUUGCAUCAAGGCAGAACGGUGCCGUCAGAAUUCAUUGGAUACAUAAACACACACAACGAAGACAAUAAAUUAUACGGCGACGUGACACACCACGUGGAACUAAUAUGUAAUCUAUUCGGACAGUUGGACGGGUUGGCAUUCGGGAAAAGCCAAGAAAGUUUGAUCAAGGAAGGAGUCGAUGAAGAUCAAGCCAAGUUUAAAGUAUGCAGAGGAAACCGCCCGUCAAUGUUACUGAUGUUCAACGAGCUGAACCCAUACACAGUGGGUCAGCUGUUAUCAUUGUAUGAACACAGAACCGUAGUUCAAGGACUACUAUGGAACAUAAAUUCAUUUGACCAAAUGGGAGUUGAGCUGGGAAAACAACUGGCUUCAAACAUUAGAUCACUUUUUAAAGACAAUGCAGUCGAAUUCAAAAACCACGAAAAACCUGGAACACUGAGCUACUCGUCAAUCAAGUUGCUGGCGCAGUUUAACAGUAAAUAUAAUAACAUGUAA